This is a messenger RNA of Cydia pomonella (codling moth), 3497 nucleotides long. Its product is annotated as zinc finger protein 761-like. Lineage: Eukaryota; Metazoa; Arthropoda; Insecta; Lepidoptera; Tortricidae. Bases 117 to 3464 code for a protein of 1115 amino acids. Gene Ontology annotation, molecular function: RNA polymerase II transcription regulatory region sequence-specific DNA binding; DNA-binding transcription factor activity, RNA polymerase II-specific. Gene Ontology annotation, cellular component: nucleus. The transcript has 20 exons. The record is from RefSeq and is a predicted model, not a curated record. Gene Ontology annotation, biological process: regulation of transcription by RNA polymerase II.
UAAAAUUUGUUGGAGUAGAUGGAAUAAUAAAGAAAACUGAUUCAAAAGUUGAAUAUGAAAAUCAAAAGCAGGUUCUUAAUAUAAGUAAAGAUAAACUGCAAUAUAUUAAAAGUCGAAUGAGAACAAUUGGGUACACUAUCAAGAAAAAUAUGGAAACAGCUAUUGGGGAAAGUAGCGGUAUCAGUAUUCCAGGAGAUAUUAAGAUAAAUAUUGAAACUAAAAAUAAAUUUGAAGUAAAUGGAGUCAGUGAUGUAAAAAUAAUUAGAAUGCCCAUAAAAUUAAGACAAGAAAAGUUGAAAGAGACUGCUGCUCUUAAGAAGAAAAUAGAUAUGAAAAUUAUGAUGAAAUCUAAGAGUCGUGAUUAUAUAAAAAGGAAUCCAGAAAAUAAUUAUUUGCCGGUGUUUGAUUUUGCUAAAUUUGAAAGUGAUUAUAAAGUGGAAAUUGUGACCUUGAGCAAGGAAGAGCAACUGGAGGAAAUCGCCGCGCGUAAGAAGUCCCAGAACUCGUUCCAGUGUGAGAUUUGCGGAAAAGGGUUCAAUAUGGAGUCCACGUACAACAACCACCGAACUAGACACAACCCUAGUGAAGGCGCGUUUUCUUGCGAGAUCUGUUCCAUACGCUUCCAGCGUGAUUCCAGGCGCCAAAAACAUCAGGACACACACCGACUGAAGUUUAUAUGCAACUCGUGCGGCUUCGUGAGCAGGCAGACGGACCAAGCGAAGAAACAUCACGCCAUGCACGAGGGCAAGACCUUCCAGUGCCAUCACUGCGGGAAGACCUUCCUCAAGUCUACGUCGUAUUUCUCCCACGUGCGGCUGGCGCACCCCACGAAGAACGUCAUCUGCAGCCAGUGCGGGGAAACCUUCAUAAGUCCACUCGGCCUGAGACAGCAUCAGAAGUUGACUCACACCAAGAAACCGCAACAAUUUAAGUGCACUGUCUGCUCAGCCAACUUCAAUAGCGUAGAGGCGUUGAACAGACACACAGACACGGCCGCCGAGCACGGCGACCUGCGGCCGUGCGAGCAGUGCGGCGAGAACUGUGCGAGCGAGGACGCGCUACGGGAACACGUCAAAGAGACACAUCCGAAGGAGACGUAUCGGUGUGAGGAGUGCGACAUGUCAUUCCAAAACGCAUCAGCGUUCGACACGCACAGCCUCCGCAAGCACCUCGGGAAGCGCUACGCGCCCGCAGCCGCAGCCGCAGCCUGCCCGCGCAACUACUCACGCGGGCGCACGCUGGUGUGCGACCAGUGCGGGCGUUUCAUGAUGAACGCAGCCCUCCUCCGGUAUCACUUGCUGCGGGUUCAUCAGAACGUGAAGCCGUUCGCCUGCAACGAAUGUCCGAAGAGAUUUUUCAAUAAACCGGCGUUGCAGGUUCACAUACGUUCGCACACCGGAGAGAGGCCGUACCCGUGCCCCGCGUGCCCGCGCGCCUUCAGCGUAAAGAAGAACCUCAAACGACACUAUCUCACUGUGUCCAGGGACAGGCUGCCACAAUACCUGUGCGCGUACUGCUUCACGCUGCUCCUCAAAUGCUCGUCCUUCAGAGACAUGUGUCUCCGUACGCUGGAACUACUCACUCCCGCGCUGCUCAAGGGGGCGCUGGAUACAGAUUAUGUUCGCAAAUACCAAAACCCUGACCGGUCGCUCAACUUAACUCAAACUGAGCUCGAAUUUAUUGAGUUAAACCCAUCAGAAGAUUUUUUCAAUGGACAAAUACUGACCACACACAUAAAAAAUGAACAAAUUGCGCCGGUAGAUGUCAUCAAUGAAGUUCCUGAAGUGCCACUUGAUGUCCAAAAAGAUUUAAUUGAAAACAGUGAUAGUGUUACUGACAAAAUCGAUUCAAAAGAUGGCAUAAUCAGCAAGAUGAAAACUGAGACUUCAAUUGUGAAAAAUAUCUUGUUAACUGGAAAAGACAUAAAUAGCAAAAAAAAUAUUAGGACUCCAAAAAAGACGAAAAAUGAAAAAAACUUAAACAGCAAACUAAAAACUAAAGUGAAGGAAAAUAUCUUAAAAACCGGUCAGGUCAGUGAAAGUGUGGACAUUCAUAAAAAUAUAAAGACGGAAAAAGAUAACGAAAUGAUGACGACUGAUGUGAAGGAUAAUAAAAUUGAAAUUAAUGUCACUGAAAAAUGUAAUGGUGACAAUCUAAAGGAAAGAAAAAGGGGGAAAAAGCGAUCACACUCUGAAUCUAAUUUAGCGAAAUUUGCGAAUACCAUAGACCAUAAACUUGUUACUUUGAGCAAGGAAGAGCAACUGGAAGAGAUCGCCGCCCGCAAGAAGUCGCAGAACUAUGUGGAGUCGCGGUUUCAGUGCGAGACUUGUGGGAAGGGGUUUAACGCGGAGGCCGCUUUUAACAACCAUCUAGCGAGGCAUAGCCCGAGCGAGGGCGAGUUCGCGUGCGAGAUCUGCGCGAUACGCUACAAGAAGAAAUACCGAUGGCAGGUGCACCAGGACGUGCACCGACUCAAGUUUGUUUGCAAUGAGUGCAACUACGUGUCUAGAGACAGGGGGCAAGCUAAGAGACAUUACGACAUGCACGCGGGCAAGACGUACAAGUGCCAGCACUGCGAGAAGAGUUUCAAUAAGAUGACGUCAUAUUUGACGCACAUACGCGUGGUGCACCCGGCGCAGUGCGCCGCGUGCGACGUGUGCGGGGAGACGUUCGUGGGGGAGAACGGAUUGAGGAUGCACAAGAACAGGGCGCAUGCCGAGAAAUCGCAACAAUUUAAGUGUACGACGUGCUCCGCAAAUUUUGUCAGUUUAGAAGCGCUGAACAGACACACAGACACGGCCGCCGAGCACGGCGACCUGCGGCCGUGCGAGCAGUGCGGCGAGAACUGUGCGAGCGAGGACGCGCUACGGGAACAUGUCAAAGAGACACAUCCUAAGGAAACACAUCGGUGUGAGGAGUGCGACAUGACAUUCCCCGACGCGACGGCCCUCGGGGUCCACACUAAACGCAAGCACCUCAACCAGCGUCCGUCCACCGCGGCGGACAGGCUGUACAACAGGAAGGUGGCCGCGCGCCGCCGCGCCGCGCUGCGCGGGGCGCCGCCCAGGGGGCAGGUCGUGUGCGAGCAGUGCGGACAGAUCAUGCCGAAUGCUACCCUGCUGCGGUAUCACCAACGUCGACAUGACGGCGUGAAGCCGUUCGCCUGCAGCCAAUGCCCGAAGACCUUCUACUAUAAAACGUCGUUGGAUGUACAUAUACUGACACACACAGGAGAGAGACCGUUCCAGUGUCCGGAGUGUCCGCUCGCCUUCGUACUGAAAGGGCACCUCAAGCGGCAUCAUAAGACUGCGCACCAAGGAAUCCGCGACAACAUCCCGUGCUCCAUCUGUGGACGAGUGUUCUCCACGAAGUCCGCGCUCACCACGCACGUCAACUCCGUGCACCACGGGCAGCCGUGGCCCAAGAGGGACCGGAGCAAGCGGAAAACUAAGACGAGUGCUUAAUGAAUCAAUUAAAUACAUUAUGAAUUAAUUGAA